AUGGCUGCAUACACACAGAACCCGAACUUCAAGCCGCUACCGCCACUGGACAGCUACCCUCAGGGGAGUUACUCACAGGGUCAUCAACUUCAGUACCAGCAUCAGCAACACCAUUUGCAACAGCAAUCCGGCCCUGAUGGCGUCCAGCGGACCCCUUCGUUCGUAGGACUGCCCCCUAUCCGACGCGAGUCCACGUUUGGUUCUUCGCUUGGCCUGACGGCAGAAGAGUUCUCGGCCAGCGACAACAGCACCGAGGGCGCCUCCCAGCAGCAGCAAACCCAGCAGUCCCAGAAGCUUAACUCCGCACCCCGGGGAGGUUCGACGCAACCAGCCAUGGCCCCACCUCAGCAGACCGGCCAUCAGUUCAUGCCUACCUCGCAACCCUCUAGCCAGUUCGUACAACACGUCUACCGGCCAACUCAGGGUGCUCAAGCCUCUCAAGCUGGUCAGGGGCCGGCACCGCAGGGCCAGACAUGGCAGCUGCAGGGUCAGAAUGCCGGACAGACCCACGGCUUCCCGAAUGCCGCCUUCCAGCAUGCUGCCAUGCGCGGCCAGGGGCACGCUCAAGCACCCGCGAGAGCGUUCGGCCCGGCUUCCGCGACCGCCCACCCAGCCAUGAAUGGGUCGGCACAGCAUAUGGCUCAAGGACAGCAAUUCGCACCCGCUGGCGGACGUCCCAUGAUGGUCCCUCCCCAUAUGUUUCCUGGUAACCUGGCUCAAAGGUUCCAUCCCCAGGGCGGCGCCUGGACUCCGCAGGAAUCACAUUUGUCCGAACCUCUCCAACCUACGAGCCGCCACCGCCACUCGCCAAGUAAUGCGUCGUCACAGCAGCAGCAGCCUUUCUAUGGCUUCGAUAAGGAGACCGGCCUGCCCGCGACCACCCCCACGAUUCAGCGGCAGAAGCCCUCGCAAUCCCCGCAGGCCCCGCAGGCCCCGCAGGCCCAACUGCCCCAUCAAAACCAACAAAUCCAGCAGGCCGGGGCUCAACAGGCGCAACCGGCUACGGAGACAGAGGCAACGAAUCAUCGGAGCCCGGCUACUCAGCAGCAACCCGACGGAGCUGCCUUGGCCCGGUUGCAAUCCCACCAGUCCCAUCAGGGCGAUCUGGCGCGGCCCGGUGUUGCACCCAAUUCCGAGGACGGACAGGGCAAGCGCAACUCGGGCGUUUUUGCCAGCCUCAGGGGCCGGCUUGGUGGCGGUCACCCAGAUGGGCGCCAUGGCUCCGAGAGCGGGCCCAGACCCCAGGCUGUUGACGGCGAUGCCGCGUCCAUGGCGAGCAUUGUGUCCGAGGAACCACAGCGGGGGAACCCGGUCUUUGGUCCGAAGGGCGGAGUGCAUACACCGGACAGCCUCUCUUAUAGCCAAAGCAAAGACAGUGUCGUUGCUCAUGGGCCCGGAACGCCUCUCGGCGAGCGGAUGCAAUCUGCUCAGCCUUCCCAGUUUGCCCCCCCCGGAAGAAAGCCCACUGGUUUCUUCCACAUUGGUUCCCACAACACGCCCAUCCAGCCGGGCGGCCAAGCUCGCCCUGACAUGUCCCGGACCUCUACGUCUACCAAUGCGACGGAGCAUAAGCACGCCGGAAGCACUGGCGGUCCCUCAAAGAAGCGCUUCUCGGCCCUCAAGGAUGUGUUCCACCGCUCGUCUCCUCGUGAGCCCAAGACUUCUUUUACCGUAAGGAUGCCCCCCCAAACAUCCCCUCAGGGCCCGCCUCAGGGGUUACCUCAGGGUCAGUAUCAGAGCGGUUCUCAGGGUCCAACUCCGCCUGCUGGACCUAGCCCACAGUCGGGCCCAAUGAAUCUCACUGAACCUCAGCUCAGUCCGAGCAAUGCUUCACUUGCUCCUCCUGCCCCCACUUCCGCUCCCGCCCCUGCAUCGCAGCCAGACGCGGCAAGUGGGCAGUCGGCGGCCGGACAAGAGCGCAUCGCUCCUGUCACUCUUCUCAAGCAUCCUGGCUAUGGCCCCCCGCCCAUGCAGCCUCCACAAGGUCACAUUCCGAAUCAAAACCAAGGUCGAAAGCCGAGCGGAGGCGUUUUUGGGUUUUUGAGGGGUCGGGCAGAUUCCAAGUCCCAGGAAACGCCGCAACCUCAGGGCUAUCCCUUCGGCUCGGGACAGUAUACGGCAUCCCCUCCUGGACAGCGUCCGAUCGCGGGACAACAGUAUGGCAUGCGUAUGCCUCUGGGCCCUGAUGGCCGGCCGCUUACAGGCACUGGCCAACAAGCAUACUCAGGACAGUUCCCACCACAGGCGCAUUUCAUGCAACACGGUCCUCCCGGCACCGCCGAUUCCUUUCAGUCACGAGGUCCGGGGGAAGGUCAACGUCCCGCAAUGCCGUCGCCACAGCAGUCCGCAACUGAAGGCCAGGGGCCAGGUGUGCAGGCUACCGGUCAGAGGCCGCCAAUGCCGACGCAGCCAACUCAGUCAUCGAUCCAAACACAGCCAGAGAACAAGCUGGAGCAGGAUCAGCAGCAAGGCCCCUCAACCACGUUCCGUCAGACUCAGCAACAGUCGACGCCGCAACAAGAACCGGCCAAGCCUGUUGAGCCGACCCCUGUCGCAUCUACCGUGGACUCGCCUGUCUCGCAACAUUCCCAGACAGCGACUCAGUUUGCCAUCGAACAAGCGCGGUUCCAAGCCGAAUCUCCAGUCAGCAUGAGGCAACCAUACGCGGCGCCACAGAUUGGCCAGGAUCAAGCGUAUCGCCAGACGCCUGGCGUCCAGAACGCCGCUCCGACUCCCGCUGAGCAAGCUAUCUCUCAGAAAAUUCAGCCACCGUCUAUUUCUGCAACUGAUCGAUCUGCGGCACAGGGUACUGACUCCGGAGAUGUCGGUGUUCAGCGACCAGUUUCCCCUGUGUCGCAUGCUCAGAUCCCUCUCUCCGGUAUUCCGGGCGAGCAGAUAGAACGCAUGGCGCCGGCUACAGGCGCUCGAAUGCCAAGCGUGGAAACCAGGGCGCCCUCGCGUCAGUCACCCACAACUGCUUCGCCAGGACAAAAUGCUCCGCCAUCGGCUUCGCCUCCGGGCUCGACACCUGGACACUCGGUGGAAGCCUCCAGGCCGUUUCAGAUGCCUCCGGGUCAGAUUGCGAAUCAAUUUGGCUUCAGGCCGGGCCAACAAGGAGCCGGGCAAGGAUAUCCUGCUGGCCAAGGCCCCUGGACGGCGCAUCAGCCCGAAGCUGCGGUCCCUCAGUUCCGCCAACAGUUUACACCGGGCACCACCCGUCCGAACGGCGUCCCGAUGAACGCUCCAGCGAAGGAGAAGGAGAAGGACCAGAGCACAUUCUCCAAGCUGUUGUUCGGUGGCAAGUCCUCGACCCCGGUAGCACCUGCACAAAAGGCCGAGAAAGAGAAAAGCUCCAAGCCUUCGCUCAUGAACGCAUUCAAGCGUAAACAGUCUGACUUGGGGCCUGCAAGCCAGAUUGCCCCCGGCCGGCCCCCUCAGGAUCAACCCCCUGUGGGAAUGGGCUCAUUUGGCGCGAAAUCCCAGCCCAAGUCUCAGCAGCAUGAGCAGCAUCAGCAGCAUCAGCAGCAUCAGCAGCAUCAGCAGCAUCAGCAGCAUCAGCAGCAUCAGCAGCAUCAGCAGCAUCAGCAACAGCAAGGACUAGGCCCGCGUCCCGGUAUGAUGGCCCAGCAAUCGAAUCCUCAACAGGGCGUUCCUGCUGCCGCUCAGCUUCAGGUGCAGGGACAGCCCCACCCCAUGAUCGGUGUCCCCAUCAGCCAGCACCCUCGCGAACAAAUCCGUCCGCCAGUGCAGGAACCCAAGUAUGACCAAGUCCCGAUUCCGGCUGGGUAUGGGUAUGUUCACGGCGAAGGGCGAGUGGCUCCUGCUCCGGCGCAUAUCUUCGUUGGCUCCGGUCUGCCCGCCGGGCCAGUCGUGCAACCGGGUUUCCCCCAUCAGCAGUGGGUCCAACCUGGUGCUCCGGUUGCCCAAGGUGCUCCUGCUGGUGUAGUUGCUCAGCCGCCCGUGCUCCAACCAGCCAAUGGGCCUCAGACGGCGUUGACCUCCCAGGUUGCUUCGAGUCCCAUGUCCCAGACUCCUGCUCCCCAAGCUGCGGACUCUGCUAAGCAGGGACACGUAGGUGAUGCUGAGAAGGGCGAGCGGAGCUCUUCUCCGGCCGAUGUCCAGGCGGUCCAGCAACCCCAGCCGGCGCUGGCAACCGCUGUCACUCGUCCUGAUGAGGUUUCACCUCAAUCAUCUACCUCAACACCCGCCCCACAGGGCUUUGAGCCCAGCAUCUCGCCACCUGAGGAACAAGCCCAGCCCCGGGUGGAGCCGGCUCGCUCGCGUAUCCAAGAGAACAGCGUUUCUCCGCCACCCCAAGCUCAGUACACGGCUCCUGCGCAGUCUUAUCGCUCGCCAAAUCCGCCCAUCACAUCAGAAACGAGGCAGCUGCUCCAUGGUAGGAAUGUGAGCGAGGAUGGCAUCGCAUCGCUCCCGUCGCAGCGGCCCGGGCGCAUGCAGUCCCCGGCUUCCGACGCCGCUUCGACGACUGCAACCAGCUUGACCCCCCUCCCUGCUAACGCGUCCCCAAGACCGCAGCCCACGCCGGGAUGGACAGUCAGUCCGAUUCCCCCGGCGCAGGCGAAUGCCGACGUGGGUCGAGACUCGGGAGCCGUGAGCCCCGAGCCGUCUGCUCGCGGUCUCUCGCCGGUCGCCGACAAGUUGACGACACCGAUCCAGCGUGUUGCGGAUGACAAUAUCUACGACGCGACGCCGCGUCAGUCGCAGUUCCCUGCCGAGCAGCAGCAGAAGCAGCAACACCAGCAAGCCCAGGCACAGUUCCAGCCACAGCCGCAGCCGCAGCAGAGUGACGUUGUUCAUCAGCAUUUCACCCAGCAGCAAACCCAUUCCCGCGGCAGCGACGUCGCUAACGCCACUAUCGUCAUCAACGGCCAAGUCGGACCCAAGUCCGCGGGCCCCUCGCACGAAGUCACCCGGCCUUCACAACAACAACCAACCGUGUUACCCUCCCCACCGGAGCCGCCAGCGCACUCCGCAUCAUCCGCCCCGGACGCCGACCGCCACGACGACCAAGGGGAUCACGACGAUGACUUAGACUUCGACUCCGACAUGGAAUCCCCGGUGAUCCAAGACGCGUCCAUCGCGACAGUGCAGCAGGCCAACUCGAGCAGCACAGCCGCCAGCCCUACUGCUGUGAACGCAACGGAAGCGGCCAAGGACAGCGUCGCCAUCUUUGAGCGGGCCAAGAAGAAGGCCGAAGAGCAGCGCGAGGCCGAGAUACGGCGUGUGCUGGAAGAGAAGAUCCCCGUAUUUUCUCAAGAGGAGUUUGACAGCAUGAGUGGUGGGGGGAAGAAGAGGGAGGAGGAUCCGGUGCCGCAGAUGAGUGCCACGAGUUAUCCGGGACAGGAGUGGAAUCCGUAUGGGGAGGGAGGUUUUGAGGAUUGGAAUGAAUGA
Molecule: messenger RNA, 5412 nt
Organism: Parathielavia appendiculata
Lineage: Eukaryota; Fungi; Ascomycota; Sordariomycetes; Sordariales; Chaetomiaceae
Exons: 1
Coding region: 1-5412 (1803 amino acids)
Source: RefSeq, a predicted model, not a curated record